Messenger RNA from Babesia sp. Xinjiang, 1713 nucleotides. RefSeq lists its product as uncharacterized. The record is from RefSeq and is a predicted model, not a curated record. Bases 1 to 1713 code for a protein of 570 amino acids. The transcript has a single exon. NCBI's taxonomy places the organism in Eukaryota, Apicomplexa, Aconoidasida, Piroplasmida, Babesiidae.
AUGUCGAUGGAGUGUACCAUCCGAGAGGUGCUAGAGUUGCUGGGAAUUGAGUCCGUAGAUGUUCCUGCAGAAGCCGACAUUCUAAAGGGAAGGCGUUAUGUAGUUGAGAUCCUACACAAACUGACAGUUGCGCUCAUUUUAGGUAGCCAUUUCGACAGUCGCAUGUCCUUUUCAAAGGAUAUCGAUGCAGUGAAGCUCGAUGAUGAAAAACUGAGGGUAAUUAUUGAGUCAAUUAGUGGAGAAACAAAAUGUAGCACCCAUGACGCCCUCAAUAUAUUGACGUACAUCACCCUCGAGUAUCUCAGAUAUCCCAGACUCGGCAAGAUUACUUUAGAUAUCUUACAAGAUUCUCGUGAACUUUUUUUGGCCCUUGUUUUCUUGCUCUCCAGACAAAAAUGGUUCGAUAAAAUGGAAAGAAUGUGCCCAGAAUACCUAAAUUUUAGAAAAUGCCUUACAAACGCCGUCAUUCAGCAAGUGGAUGACUUGAAUCCUGCUAAGCAGGCAAAUACAAUUGUGCCAGAAUCAACCAUAAGGCAGUUGACACAAUUAUGGGGUAAAUGCAAAUGUGCUAGUGCGGCAGAUGACUCCACAAAAAAUGCGCAGUCCUCAAAUCCCUCAGGAACGCCAGGUAUCCUUCCGGAUAGACGACCACAGAUGGGAAACAGGGAUCUGUCUGUACAUUUUCUGCAAACUAGCGGCCGUUAUGGCAUACGUCAGAGCAGCGUAGAACAUCCGUCGAGGACCAGUAAUAAAGGUAAGGAACAGUAUUUAACUAGUGAGUGUACGGCCGAAUCAUCUAGUGUGUAUACAAGUCAAAAGAUAGUCAUUCUCUUUAUAGGAAACAAAAAUGGAGGGAAACACUCGCGGGGAGGGAAUACUUUCCAAAAGGAAGCUGAUUCGAUCAACGCUGAAGACACUUUCGACACAAGCACAAGUGGGCUACUAUCUGAUAUCGAAGAUGCUGUAGCUCAUACCACAGAGGAGAUUAAGGCAAAAGCGCAACUACUUUGUCGCUGCAAAAAUGCUGAAACGUUUGACUCAGAACUGAUUAGAGUCAUAAUUGGACAAGGUCAACAACAGGUCCUUUUUAAUAACCUCAUGGACAACAUUGACUCAAGCAAUGACGAGCAGGCUACGAAUAAAGUGCAUAGUAAAAUGCACUUUGUUCAACGUGGUCGAACGGCACAGUCCAUGGGGAAAUCUGCCGACGGGCAAACUGAAUCUGAAAAUCAAAUCCAAGCUUUAGUCAAUGAAAUCAUAAAGCUUAGCCAUACUAUUAUGCAGAUGCAGUACAGGCUCAAACAUCUGACGGAAAGUGUUGAACAGGGAGACAAGGAGAGAUUAAAACAUUUUACCCACUUGUCGGAGAAUCGCAAGAUGUAUGACAAGGCACCAAUUAAUAAACCCCAAGAAAUUGAUGGAAACGGCUCUACUUUCAUGGAUGAUCGUUAUGGUAUGCCGAAUCCUGCAGAAUGGGUAAUGAUUGCCCAAAAGGAACCGUUCGAGAGGCAUUUGGCGCUACUCAAAAUGAUCCUAAAGGCACUCGAAAACGAAACGAAUAGAUCGUCCACGUUUGAAACGGCAUUGGAUGUGCUGAAGCAUAUUAAACCUGACGCCCUGAAGAAACGCCCUAACGUACCAGCCACUAAUCCAAGUAGGUGUUCUAACCCGGAAAGCACAGCAAAUUACGUUCAGACGUCGACAUCUCAUUGA